This is a messenger RNA of Cucumis sativus (cucumber), 1790 nucleotides long. RefSeq names its product zinc finger CCCH domain-containing protein 62. The record is from RefSeq and is a predicted model, not a curated record. Bases 58 to 1554 code for a protein of 498 amino acids. Gene Ontology annotation, molecular function: metal ion binding. NCBI's taxonomy places the organism in Eukaryota, Viridiplantae, Streptophyta, Magnoliopsida, Cucurbitales, Cucurbitaceae. The transcript has 9 exons.
AGACCACAAAACUUGCCCCGUCCAAAACAGCGUUGAACAGAGAGUAAUAAAAUUUUGAUGGCAUUUUCUGGGAAUCUUGGAACCGAUCCUUCUCUCUUUGAUCUAGAAGAAAUUAUCGAUAACAAUGGAGGAUCCGACGACGACUAUGAUUCUGAUGAUUUAGAAUGUGAUCCAAGUUACAGCAUUCAGAAAAGAACCAAUUCGAAGACUUCAAGGACCUCGAUCAGGAAGAAAUUAAAGCCAUUGGAUAUUGUGGAUACGAACCUGAUUGAGGAUUCAGAUAUAGAUGAUGUAGUGCCAAAUAUUCCGAUUAUAAAUGAAAAAGAUGAGAAAGAUACUCGUGAAGUGCUAUCAAUCAUUAAAGCUGGUGGUAAGCUUGAGAAACUCAAGGUAGAACAAUGUAAAUCUUAUCUAAGAAAUAAUGGGUUGAGGCUGAGCGGAACAAAAGAUGUGCUCAUUCAGCGCAUCAAGGAGCAUUUAGAGAUUUUAAAUGGUGGAGGGGAGAAGAAAUACCCGGAGUAUAGCUUUAUAGUGAAUUGUAAAGGUGAUGCCUGCAUGGGUGAUAUUGUUAUGUUUGAACAAAAAGUAUAUGAGAUGUACAACAUCGCAUCUAGGAGCUCCACAGGUCCUUCAUGUGGAACAAGAACGGUUGCUGGUCGCAUUGUUAAAGAAAGCUAUGGUUCUUCCAAACAGCAACAUACAUUUACGAUUGAAGUAUUGUGGAGUAAGGGUGAGAAACCCCUUCCUCCACUUCAUCCCCUUUUAAUCAAAGGUCGAAACCUUUACCGGAUGAAGACUAUGAGACAGCCUUGGGAAGAUGAAGAUGAAAGGCAGAAAGUUCUAAUGGAAAAACAUGCCAGGGGAUCACUUGCAAGAUCAAAUAGGGAAGCACGUGUAAUAGAGAAAGAAAAAAGAAAAACACACAAGGAAAACAGGGAACCAAGGAAAGAAGGAUUUAGAAACAAUCCUUCUCAGUCAAAUCUAUCUUCAGCAGGAACGAUCUUAGCCAAUUCCAUGGCGAAGUUAUCGGUUGAGAGAAAUGUAGUUCAUCAACAUCAGGAAAGACCUUCGUUUGGUAAUUUAAGAAAAGCAACUGAUCAAACAAAAUCACAUUUGUUCAUUGAUGAUCAUAAUAAUAGACUGCCAUUUCAACAUCAACACAUGGUGGAUAAUACAAUAAAAAACAAUUACUAUAGCCAACCUCAAACGAAAGCCAAUCCUCCAGCAAUCUUCAAUAUACAUCCUAGCAUUUACAGGAAUAAUCAUGCUGCUGCUUCUGUUAACAAGGUUCUUGAUAAUACAAACCACAUAUCAUGGGAUUAUGAUCAUCAUUCUAGACUACCAAUGGAUCGAAUGAAUCUUUAUCCUAAAGUGAAUCACAGUGCACAAGAAGGCUACAAGCAACAACAGUGCCGUUAUUAUGCUGUAGGGAAAUGUUACUAUAGAGAGAACUGUAAAUUCUCACAUGACAUGACCGAAGAUUUUGUACAAAGAGAGAGAGAAAGAUUGGGUCAUCGUUAUCAUAUGCAUCAAAAUGCUCGUCAUUGUCGGUAACUAUAUGUAUAACCUUUUGGGGAGUAAGGAUUAUCCUCAUAGAAUUGUCUUUUGUAUUUGAAUAGUAGCGUGUUGUGUGCUACUUAGAUAUGUUUUACAUUUUUGAAUGAGUAAAUCUUCCCAUUUUCUUGAUUUUAAUCGGGUAGCUCAUUUUGAAUGAGUAAAUGAUUUUAAAGCAGUGUCUGAGUUACACACCAAUAAAAAUGUUGUUCUAGAUUACUUGUUGUAAGGUGUAA